This is a messenger RNA of Saccostrea cuccullata (small rock oyster), 1755 nucleotides long. Its product is annotated as toll-like receptor 4. Gene Ontology annotation, molecular function: protein binding. The annotation marks the transcript as partial. The transcript is spliced from 2 exons. Lineage: Eukaryota; Metazoa; Mollusca; Bivalvia; Ostreida; Ostreidae. The record is from RefSeq and is a predicted model, not a curated record.
GUUAAUUUUCAAAAAGAGUGUAAAUUUAGGGAUUAAAAAAGAUUGCUGAUAAUGACACUGGAGUCCAGAAGUUGGAUUUCUAUCCUGAUGUGCCUAGUAAUGGUGGAAGGAUUAAAAUAUAAAUGCCCCUUCAGCAGUUUGUGCACAUGCACAGCUCACAACAAAAGCAUCUUUGCCGACUGCUCAGGGCAAGGCCUGAAUAAGACACCAGAAUUCCCUUCUGACGUCACUGGUAUAAAUUUAGCAAGGAACAACUUUUCACACAUACCCCAAAAUCUUCCACAGACACUGCUCUACCUGGAAAUGUCCCAUAACAAAUUAUAUAAAUUGGAUAAUGCGUCAUUGGCCAAAUAUAUACAUCUUCGAAACUUCAGCAUUUCUUGGAACAGACUCAUCGAAGUUCAGAAGGGAACUUUUCAAAACACUUCAUUCCUUGAAAAUCUGGACAUUUCUUAUAAUACUAUACUUACUAUUGAUGUUCUAUUUAAUAUUUCUCAGGAUCUGAAGAAUUCAAACAUAAAAACUUUAAAUUUCGAGAAACUUCAAUGCACCUAUGGGGUUAGUCAGAUCUUAACAAUAAACCACAUUUUGAAUUUGAAGAGAACACAGUUGAAAGAACUGAAUUUAGCAUCAAACAGAAUAAAUAGUUUAGAAACGGGUGCUUUGGCUUCCCUACCAAAAUCUCUCCUGGUCCUGAAUCUGGCAGAUAAUGUGCUAAGUUAUGGGCUGUACAUCAUGGAAUUUGCGGCUUUACACAAGUUGGAGGUUCUUAACGUUAGUUUCCAAUCAACAUUUCAUCAAGUUCUUAUGAAUCGCAACUUCUUUGAUCAAUGCAAUGAUACUCGAAGAAAGCCAAACUUCGACUUGUACCUACAUGAAACAUGUAAUAGUGCAACCUCUGUUGACAAAGUCCUUCCUGAAAUGGAUAAUUUUCUUACACGAGAUUUUAACUACACGGUUUACUUUCCACCGAACCUACGCAAAUUUUAUUUUCAUGACAAUUUAUAUAAAAUGUCUAUUCCCCACUUUCCUUUAGCGCAUCUUGCUAAUUUAACUCAUGUGUAUGGACAACGAAAUAUUAUCUAUGAAGUCAUAGGACCUGUCACAGGUGUAGACCAAAUUGAUUACAUUGAUUUUUCCGGUAACUUUUGUGGUUUUAUAUCAAAAUCGUUUUUUAAAUCAUUUUCAGGACUUAAAUAUUUGAAUAUUUCUAAUAACGCUUUGGGACAGGUUUUUGAAAAUGAUAAAAAUGGAGUGAUUUUAUCUGCGCAAACAGAUUUAUUAACACUGGAUUUGUCUAUCAAUAGAAUAUAUCGCCUUUCAGAAAAGGUGUUUUUAAGCAACAAGAAAUUGGAACGUUUGUAUCUACACUAUAACUCACUAAGUAAAUUUCAAGUGCGAAUUGGACAUAUGAGAAAUCUUAUCUUAUUAGAUCUCUCUUAUAAUCAGUUAUCAGGUCUUGAGUCAGCUACGAGAGAAGCAUUAACUAGCAUAUCAACAUCUAAACUAAUUCAGGUUAAUUUGAUGGGCAAUCGUUUAAAGUGUUCGUGCGAAAAUCUUGAUUUCAUUCGGUGGAUGUACAGCUCUAAGUCUCUUCAUUUUUUGUAUUUUGAAAACUAUACCUGUGCAUUUGGCAAUUUUGCAGAAUAUCCUUUAAAUAAUACAAAGAAUAUACUUGAAAAAUUAGAAAAAGUUUGUUCCUCAUACACUCUAACUACAAUUAUUGUGACGUCAUUGAUCAUCUCUGCCAUUACU